This is a messenger RNA of Gilbertella persicaria, 2058 nucleotides long. RefSeq lists its product as uncharacterized. Gene Ontology annotation, biological process: positive regulation of transcription by RNA polymerase II. The transcript has 5 exons. Lineage: Eukaryota; Fungi; Mucoromycota; Mucoromycetes; Mucorales; Choanephoraceae. Gene Ontology annotation, molecular function: transcription cis-regulatory region binding; metal ion binding. The record is from RefSeq and is a predicted model, not a curated record. Bases 124 to 2055 code for a protein of 643 amino acids.
AAAAACUUUUUUUGACUUGCAUCAAUGCCUUAUUUUUUUAAAACUACGCCAACGCUUACUCUUCUUUUUUUUCGCUCUUUUUUCUUCUUUUGAGCGUAAAUAGUGUUUAAUCUCUUUUGUACAAUGAACGCAAACGCACCCAGUUUUGUACCAAACUCUUCACAUAAAAAUGAUAGACCUUCUCAACAAAGAAAAAACAACAGCCAGAAGAAACGCCCGAAUAAGAAACAGAACUCGAGAAAUAGCAGUAAUCGAGAAUAUAGCCGAGUAAUAGACAACUUUCAAGAUAUGAAUUUAGCCCAAGUGGCUCAAAAAACAGGAGGAUCCGUUGAUAAAAAAGGACGCGUUUCUCUUAAUCAUCUUUUAAGCUUUUCUUUUCCCGAGAGACAAGAAGCAACCCCUUCACCACAGCGCAAAACCAAAGUAGUCACAUCCUAUCAACCUUUCAACAAAGAAAGAUUUAUCAAUGCAAAUUUCCGUUUUAUGUUGAACCCAACAGGCAAUUAUAUGUUUCAAUUAGCUGAUCCAGACACCAAUUUUGACUGGGAUACCAUUGAGCAAGUGCUUAUUUCUUCUACAGAAGCACAAGCUUGUCCUAUUUGUUUGUCUCCUCCUACCGCAGCUCGUGUGACAAAGUGUGGCCACAUUUACUGUUAUGCUUGUAUAUUACACUACCUCGAGCUUCGAGAAAACCCUAAACGAUUAUGGCGUAAAUGUCCUAUUUGCUGGGACUCUAUCUAUGAAGCUGAUUUAAAACCUGUGCGUAUAAUGAAGCCCUUUGCAGUCUCGGACCAUGAUACCAACAAACAUGCUUCUUUGGUUAGUGGUGUCACAGAGGGCGAUCGUGUGGACAUGUCAUUGAUUCAACGCCCUCAUCAUUCUACAUUAGCAUUUCCAUUAUCUGAUACUUGGCCAUUACCUCCUAAUGUAGUCUCAAAUUACAUGAAGCCAGAUACACCACUGAUUCCAUGGCAUUUCACACCUCAUGCCAUGACAUUUGCUCGAUUCAUGUUAGCAAGUCCUGACUAUUUAGAACAAGAAUACAACAGAGACUGUGCAGAGUUGAAUGAAGCCCUAUCAGACGCUCAUGGCUGGGGAUCUGCAGAAGAACUUCCAUUCAUUCAAACAUGCAUUGACCUGAUUCGAAAAAAGAUCAAGUCAUUACGUCAACAAAAGACAAAGGAAUUGGAACUAGCGAUGCAUACGUCAGAUAUGAUGUUUGAAGCUGUAGCUAAAUAUUCUAAAAAGCAUGGUAAAAGUCCACAGGCAGUUGUUCAACAAGACGAAGGGCCUGAAGCUUAUCAUCAAACGAGUAAUAUGCCAGAGACACUUGUUCGUUCAUCGAAUGACAAUACACCAGCAUCAGAUUAUUUCUUUUACCAAGCUGUGGAUGGUCAGCAUGUUUACUUGCACCCUCUUGAUAUCCGUAUUUUAAAACAUGAAUUUGGCGAAUACAAUCAAUUCCCUUCUACGCUACAAGUACAAGCAACCAGUGUUCAAGAAUCGACAUUAACAGAAGACCUUAGAAAGAAAUGUAAAUAUUUAGGACAUUUGCCCCUUGCUUGUGAUGUCACUUUUCUAGAGAUUAAUGUCAAGGACAUUGUAUCCCCUGAAACGGUUCAAGUCUUUGAUCAGGAAUUGACGGCUCGAGUGAAAAGAAGAAAGGACAAAGAAAGAAGAGAGGAUCAAAAGCGAAGGCAAGCAGAAGACAAGCAAAAGUUGCAGGCAGCAAAAGAACAAGAAUCAGAACGUCGUAUGCUUGAAAACGAUCCAUUCUUUUCCAUGUAUAAACCUGCUUAUUCACAGGAGGAAAGCGAACACCACUUAGUACAAGCUUUACAAGAAUCAGCAGCAGCAACACCAGUAGAGGAAUACGAAGAAGAGGAAGAAGAUAUGGCCUCCUCAACUCAUACAAGCCGAGGUCUACUUACAGUUUGGGGAACAAAACAAGUGGUUUCUAGGGAAGAAGAGCUUAUGAUGGACCAAACUCAUGAUUGGGCUGACCAUAUUGUCAUUACAAAAAGCCAUCGAAAGAAAAAGGGCAAAAAACAUUAAAGA